Molecule: messenger RNA, 917 nt
Organism: Aspergillus fijiensis CBS 313.89
Lineage: Eukaryota; Fungi; Ascomycota; Eurotiomycetes; Eurotiales; Aspergillaceae
Product: TOM complex receptor protein TOM20
Exons: 3
Coding region: 113-616 (167 amino acids)
Biological process (GO): protein import into mitochondrial matrix; protein targeting; tRNA import into mitochondrion
Cellular component (GO): mitochondrial outer membrane; mitochondrial outer membrane translocase complex
Molecular function (GO): transmembrane protein transporter activity
Source: RefSeq, a predicted model, not a curated record
UCUUCAACUCUCUCCCCUCGAGUCGACUCGCUACAUCUCCAUCUCCCGCUGCUGUUUUCGUUUUCGCUGUCUCUCCCCGGUCAUCACCGUCUCCUCCAUCCCCACCUACAUCAUGAGAACCUCCACUUUGGUGGCCGCCACCGCCGGCACGAUCAUCACCGGUCUUCUGGCCUACGCCGUCUACUUCGAUCACAAGCGCCAGACCGACCCCGAGUUCCGUCGCGCCCUCAAGCGGAACAACCGCCGCAUGGCCCGCGUUGAGAAGGAGGAAGCCGAGGCCCAGGGCGCCAUGCAGCGCGAGUCCAUCAAGGCCGCCGUGCAGCAAGCCAAGGACGAGGGCUUCCCUACGGACUUGGAGGAAAAGGAGGCCUACUUCAUGGGUCAGGUCGCUCGCGGCGAGUCCCUCUGUGCUGAAGAACCCGUUGAGGCCGCUUUGUGCUUCUACAAGGCCUUGAAGGUCUACCCCCAGCCUAAGGACCUCAUCUCCAUCUACGACAAGACGGUUCCCAAGGAGGUCCUAGAGAUCCUGGCUGAGAUGGUCGCCAUGGAUGCCGGCCUCCAGCUCGGCUCCUUCACGGCAGAGAGCUCCGGCCCGGAGAGCCACGGUGUGGAGUAAAUUCGUCCGCCGUGAUCGAUUCUCUUUGUCCUUUACUCUUUCCUUCUCCAUCCGUCCGCAUUCUGCCUCGAACCUGCACCUCUGAUCUGGAACGGGUGUCGCUACUGUGGUGACCUCCAGUCUCUGCAGGGUCAUGGUCUGGCUGCAAACCCUCCCGGACGGAUCUGUCUAAACAUCCUCUUUGAUCCCGCUUUCCCUCUCCGCUACUCGUGUAAUUUCCUAGGUCGUUCAUGUGUUCUGCUUGCCUUAUUUUUUAUUCCUUUUAUCGUUUUCCCCUGUAUAUUUGCAUUGGGUCUUGAGU